CACAAAUUGAAGUGAUACCAUGCAAAAUUUGUGGUGAUAAGUCCUCUGGAAUACACUAUGGAGUCAUCACAUGCGAAGGCUGCAAGGGAUUCUUUCGGAGGAGUCAGCAGAACAACGCCUCCUACUCCUGCCCAAGGCAGAGAAACUGUUUAAUUGACAGAACCAACAGAAAUCGUUGCCAACACUGCCGACUGCAGAAAUGUCUUGCCCUGGGAAUGUCUCGAGAUGCUGUGAAGUUUGGAAGAAUGUCCAAAAAGCAGAGGGAUAGCUUGUAUGCUGAAGUGCAGAAGCACCAGCAGCGACUGCAGGAACAACGGCAGCAGCAGAGCGGUGAGGCAGAAGCCCUCGCCAGGGUUUACAGCAACAGCAUCAGCAAUGGCUUGAGCAACCUGAAUAACGAAACUGGCAGCACCUACUCAAACGGGCAUGUCAUCGACCUGCCGAAGUCUGAGGGUUAUUAUAACGUGGAUUCUGCUCAGCCUUCCCCAGACCAGUCUGGGUUAGACAUGACUGGAAUCAAACAGAUAAAGCAGGAACCUAUCUAUGACCUCACCUCUGUACCAAACUUGUUUACCUAUAGCUCUUUCAACAAUGGGCAACUAGCUCCGGGGAUAUCCAUGAGUGAAAUAG
Messenger RNA from Cariama cristata (Red-legged seriema), 630 nucleotides. RefSeq names its product nuclear receptor ROR-beta-like. Lineage: Eukaryota; Metazoa; Chordata; Aves; Cariamiformes; Cariamidae. The transcript has 3 exons. Gene Ontology annotation, molecular function: zinc ion binding; nuclear receptor activity; RNA polymerase II cis-regulatory region sequence-specific DNA binding. Gene Ontology annotation, cellular component: nucleus. Gene Ontology annotation, biological process: regulation of transcription by RNA polymerase II. The annotation marks the transcript as partial. The record is from RefSeq and is a predicted model, not a curated record.